AUGAAGCACACACUCUUCUUCUUCUUCUUCAAUCUUCACAUUUCAUUAUGUCGUUGUUGAAGUGCUCACAAUUACAAAGCAAAACAGAAUCCACCAAACAAAUAUGUCUUGGCUCUUUGCCUCUCUCCAACCCGACGCUGAAAACGACGCGUCGUUUCUCUCCCAAACCCUCACCCGCCAACUCCGCGGCGUCGCCACCUUCCUCGCUCCUCCUCCGCCGUCCUCAUCCUCCUCCGAGCCCCCUCUCUCCUCCGAUUAUCCUCCGCCGUCGCCGGCGCUCGUGGGAGUCCGAAACGACCUCGCGGAAUUAGGCGGGAGCUUCAAGGCCGGUCUCUCGCUUCUCUCCGUCGCCGGAAUAUCCAAAUUGGCCUCGACCUUGCUUCCGGCUCGCAACGGAGCUUCGGACGACGACUGCGGCGGUUCUGCGCCGGGAAUCACCGAUGAGAUUCUCGGCUUCGUCGCUGAGAUUUCGAAGCUUCCGGACUGUUGGACCGGCUUCCCUAUACCACUGGACCACCGCGAUUUUAACAUGUCUAGUGCUCAGAGAGAGCAUGCCUUUAGUGUUGAACAAUUGGUUCCGGAGUUUGCGAGUUUAAGAGACCGAGUUUGCAGUGCGAUGAGUGAGGAGCAAUUCUGGAUGAUCUAUUUCCUGUUGCUGCUUCCAAGACUCAAUGCAGAUGAUUUUGAGCUUCUGUCGACCCCCAAGAUUGUUGAAGCAAGAGAUGUACUUUUGCACAAGCUUCAAAAGAAGAACACACAUGUAUCUGAGGAGUCAACUCUUGAUUCAACUGAAAAGGACAGCCAGGUUGAGAAGACACAAGGUGAGGAAAUCUCGUCUUUAAAAACAGAGAUUGUAAAUACAGUGGAAAGGUUAAGAAUCGACGAUGAAGAUAGCACUGAGCAGUGGUCAGAAGAGGCUAGUAUUAGUUCUGGAACUUUUGUGGAUGACCCAAAGAAACUUGAACAAGAUUAUGAUAUCUCAUUCAGCGAUCUAGACGAGGAGGGGACUGACACUUCCUGUAGAUCAUCAGGCCUAAGACCAGCUCAGGCUGUAAGGGGAUCAAAUGACUGGGUUCGGCUGAAUAGCAGUUCAGUGUUUGGUGGUGGCCAUCAAAGGAAUUUUACGUCGAGAGAGAAAGAUUCAGAAGGUGAAGAGUCGAGUGACUGGCUCACUGUAGAUAAGUCUGAUUAGAGAAAAUUUGGCUGCUGCUUUGCCCACUAAUUGUAGAGUUUCUUGUUCUUUUUCAUUGUUAUUCUGGUGUUGAGUGCUAUUCUGUAAUUGCCUGGAAGAAAAAUGCAUAUAUUACAAUAAUUACAUAA
This is a messenger RNA of Argentina anserina (silverweed cinquefoil), 1320 nucleotides long. RefSeq lists its product as uncharacterized. Lineage: Eukaryota; Viridiplantae; Streptophyta; Magnoliopsida; Rosales; Rosaceae. The transcript is spliced from 3 exons. The coding region runs from base 104 to 1192 and encodes 362 amino acids. The record is from RefSeq and is a predicted model, not a curated record.